AGGUUAUCAGGAAUGAAACAUAACAGUUCUAGGAGUGUGCGUGAACACAUUAUGGAAAUGAGGGACAUCGUGGCUCGCUUGAAGUCCGUGGAGAUUGAGAUAUCUGACUCAUUCCUUGUUCAUUUCAUACUCAAUUCUCUUCCUGCUGAGUUUGGACCAUUCAAAAUUUCUUACAACACACAUAAGGAAAAAUGGUCCAUCAAUGAACUUCUUACCAUGUGUGUUCAAGAAGACGAGAGGUUGAAGCAUGAGAAUAUAGAGAGUGCUCAUUUUGCGACACAUAAAGUUGAACAAGGAAAGAAAGGCAAGAAUGGUCCAAAUUUGAAGAAGAUUGGAAAACAAUCUUUUAAGCGUCAUGGCAAGAAGGAUGCUUGUUUCUUCUGCAAGAAAAAAGGACACAUGAAGGAUUGCUCUAAGUAUAAGGACUGGCUUAAAAAGAAAGGGAUUUCUCAGCCUAAGGAAAUCGACUGGAAGUGAACAAGGCAUCUACUCUGGAAAUGGGAUGCGUUCACACGUUGAAGCUGUGGGAACUUUUAGACUAGUUUUAGAAAGUGGUUUUGUUUUAGAUCUUGUAAACACAUUUUAGAUUCCAUCGUUUUCUAAGAAUCUGAUUUCUGUAUCUAAACAAGUACCGUAUGGUUUUGAGUUUAAAUUUAGUGGACCACAUUUUUAUUUUAUUAAAGAUACUUCAGUUGUUGGUUCUGGU
This is a messenger RNA of Rhododendron vialii, 706 nucleotides long. RefSeq lists its product as uncharacterized. The coding region runs from base 13 to 477 and encodes 154 amino acids. The record is from RefSeq and is a predicted model, not a curated record. The transcript has 2 exons. Lineage: Eukaryota; Viridiplantae; Streptophyta; Magnoliopsida; Ericales; Ericaceae. Gene Ontology annotation, molecular function: zinc ion binding; nucleic acid binding.